GCCGGUCAGACACAUGCUGCGGUAGGGCUCCAACAGGGGAAUGUAGUGCAGAUACUGUCUGCCUAACUGAUGAGUGGGUCAGACACCGAUGAGGGUCGAGUUGACAAUGUGAGACUUACACGUUCGGGAGCACUUAGGGUCCCGCACGUGUACCAGGCCUUAGAACCGGAAGACGAACGACGGAUACGUGCCGAAUACAGAGCCCGGGCGCUAGCAGCAGGGAUAGCAGCAGCAAACGCAGCAGCUAGAGAGCAGGCAGCCGUAGCCAGAGCAUUAGCAAUGGCUAAUGGCACAAGCUCUGCUGCGUCAUCAUCUGCAUCCUCGUCUGCAUCCUCGUCAGGGACCAAUGGGACCCUGUUGGGAAUGCCGCAGGGUACUUCCGGGGCAGUAAGUUCUAGUCAGUCCACAAGUCAAAUGGCGGGCUCGCAGUUUAGCCCGUUGACCCCACGCGGCAGGGAGCUUUUAGAGUUCCAACAGGUCGAGAGGAUCCGCUUGAAGUUAGAGAGGGAACUGAAGCAAGCAACCGACAGAGAAAACGAGAUCAAACGAAGAGCAGCCAGGCUUGAAACGUUAGAGGCAGACAAAGCUGAGUUAGAGGGAUUGGAUGAGUCAGGAUUGUCUGACCCAAUGAAAGUCUUGAAGAACAAUAUGUUGUCGCUGCAUGCGCACGUGGACAACCGAUUGGACUUCAUGCAGAGCACCCUAGACCAGAUCCUGGACAUUUUGCAAAGGCGAGGAUUUCGGCCGCCAGCACAGUCGCCGUUGCCGUUAACGGCGAUGUCUGGCCCCUUUCCCGUACAAGCUGGCACACAACCAAGUGGCACGUCUGCAGCAACUGCACAGACUGUUGCUUCUCCUCUUCGGGUCCAGCAGUGGGUGCUACACCACGACAACAACCUGUUCCGCAACAGGGACAGCCACAAGAAUGAUGCAAGGAAGAAGAAGAGUCCGCAGGAAUGGAAGAAGAAGGGGGCGAAGUUGAUGAUGGCUGAGUCCGAUGGGACUCAAACAGAAAUUGAUGAGCUCACAGACCUGUUGGACGGUUCAGAGUACGACGGCGAGGAGAUCGCUGAGGGUAGCACCCUCGCCGCAGUAGUUAAGGAUAAGGAUCCUGACCCGGAUCAGGACCCAGAGGAGAAUGAGCUUCAGUCACUUGCUGCUUUCUUCGUCAUCUGAAAGAACAAAAGAAAAGUAAGUCUGAUCUCAUCCUACUUCGGCCCCUAAUCAAUCACAUCAGAAUCA
This is a messenger RNA of Chara braunii, 1242 nucleotides long. Lineage: Eukaryota; Viridiplantae; Streptophyta; Charophyceae; Charales; Characeae. The record is from the annotation of a GenBank genome assembly.